UAUAUUUACUUCAAACUUAUUUGUCUUACACAGGUUUUUACUUUCUUUCAUUUAUCCCACGGAGUCGCAGUAGCAAGAGAUCGUAAAGUACGACAGACAAACUUGCCUCCCAGCAUGCAUUGCUCGAAAACAAUAUGGCGGCGCCCAGUGACCGGCAAACCCAGGACGCGCUGAAAGGUUUUCCUUUCCUCAUCCCCGGCAUUAAGCCGGAGGAGAGUGAGAAGGCGACGGCGAAAGACAAGAAGCCAUGCCGGGCCUGCAUGGACUUCAAAAGCUGGAUGAAGAUACAACGGAAACAGAACUCGUCCUCACAGGAAGUUGAAUUUGAAGAUAAGGAGCGACCAGCAGAAUGUCCCUUGGAUCGUGAAGAGCUUGGGAGAAGCACCUGGUCUUUUUUGCACACAAUGGCAGCUUAUUACCCGGAUAAUCCUAAUACCAAACAGCAGCAAGAGAUGUCAAACUUCAUCAACCUGUUUUCAACGUUUUACCCAUGUGAUGAGUGUGCAGAAGACCUAAGAGAGAGACUCAAAUCCUCGCAUCCAGAUACCAGCAGCAGGCACAACUUUUCCCAGUGGAUGUGUCUAAUACACAAUGAUGUGAACAGAAAAUUAGGCAAGCCGGAAUUCGACUGCUCCAAAGUGGAUGAGAGGUGGCGUGAUGGGUGGAAGGAUGGAUCCUGUGACUGAUUUAACACUGUGUAUUAAUAAGCCAGACGUUUUAACUAUUAAAAGGCAAACCCUUUGCUUAUAUCAGACAGGAAGAGCUUAUAAAGUGUGAUGCUGCAGCUUAAAUGUUAAAGGGACACCUGGUAAUUAAUAGAUUUUUCUGUUGUCUUGCAAUAGAUUAAAGUGACAUUUUUUUUUCUUUCAUGAUUCAGACAGAGCAUGAAAUUACUUUCCUAUCUACUUCUAUUUUAUUUUCUUGUUAUCAUUUGUUGAAAGAGUAGCAAUGCACUACUGGGAGCUAGCUGAACACAUUGGGUGAGCCAAUGACAAGAGGCAUAUCUGUGCAGCCACCAGUCAGCAGCUAGCUCCAAGUAGUACGCUGCUGCUGAGCCUACCUUUUUAGCUUGGUGAUCACAUUGGUAGAACCUAUAAGAGGCAUAUAUGUGCAGCAACCAAUCAGCCUCUAGUUCCCACUGCAGCCCUAAGCCUACCUAGGUAUGCUUUUCAACAAAGGAGACUAAGAGAAUGAAACAAAUUAGAUCAUAGAACUAAAUUGGAAAGUUGCUCUAUCAGAAUUACAAAAGUUAUUUCAUAUCAUCUUUUACCCCCUUUUCCUGUAAAUUUUAGUCUGAAAAUUGUUGUUUUUUUUAUCCAGUCCCAGGAAACUGAAAGAGCACACAGCAGGCGUCACAAGCCUAGACUUAUCGCACACCUCUGUCUGGAGAUUUCGUUAACAUAAUGACAAGCCUUGUCAUCUCGAGGUUUAAGGGGACAGUGUACCCUAAAAUUGGCUCCCCUUAAAUUUGUUCCCAAUUAUCCAUUUUACCUGCUGGAGAGUGUUAAAUUGUUUACAAAUAGCUUUAUUACCUUUUUAUAUUGGUAUUUUAAAUAACUUAUUUUGUCUGUCAUAUCCCUACCUACACUGAAAGUUUCUAUACUUGAGUAAAGGCUAUAUAAAAGCUCUGUAGGCAGCAGAAGUAAUUACUCUCCCAGUUUGGGGGGGGGGAGGCUAGGAGGGAUAAGUAAUACAAUGUUCAUUUUUGAUUGUUCUCUCUAAGUAUUGUGCUUUGGUAUACAGACAAAGGUCAUAUAAAUAAGCAUGUGUGUGUACAUAAAGUGAUAAAAUAAGGAAAUCCUGAUUUCCCUGCAAGAGCUACUGGUUUUAAUGGGUUGUGGUUUCAAAGAACAAAAACGGCUAUUUUUAUAUACAAAAAUAAACCUCUCGUACAUUUUAUACUCUGCAGCUGGUAUAACGAGUUAUUGGAAACACAUUAAGGGAAAACUGUUCUACAUUUCACUGUCUGUCCUUUUAAGUCCAGAUUUGGCUCCUUCAAUUAAGGAGAUUGACCAUUGGAAAGCGAUUGCAGCAAAUAAGUUGUUACUCUGUUCUAAAAUGUUCAGCCUGAAGUUAAUCUAUUGGAAGACAGUGUUUACUGUCAGUUUAAAGGGACAUGAAUCCCAUUUUUUUUUUCAUGAUUUAGAAAGAGAAUGCAAUUUUUAAACAACUUUCCAAUUUACUUUAUUAUUUAAAAUUUGCUUAUUUCUUCAGAUAUCCUUUUUUUGAAGAAAUAGCAAUUCACAUGGCUGGGCCAAUCACACGAGGCAAUAAUGUGCAACCACCAAUCAGCAGCCCCUCAGUCUAUUUUAGAUUUGCUUUUUAACGAAGGAUAUCUAGAGAAUUAAGCAAAUUAGAUAACAGUAAAUUGGAAAGUUGUUUAAGAUUGCAUGUUCUUCCUAAGUCAUGAAAGGAAAACAAAUGGGUUUCAUGUUCCUUUAAUAAAGGUCUUUAACUUUGUGACAACCUGAUUGAAAUAAUGAUAAGUGAAUCCUAUAUGACUGACUGUAACAUCAGGCAGAAAAAGGAUAAUAUGUUUAUAUAAUAAGAUAUUAUUAAUGUAUACAUUUGUUUGUAAAUUAUAUAUUUAUAAUGUGGUUAAAUCAAAUUAGAUCUAAAUUCACUAAUAAUGAGAGAAGAGAACAUUCCAAUCCCUGUAAUAUUCUUUUGAUCAUAUUCAUUAUGUUGGAGAGAUUUUUUGCUUUAGCAAUUUUGCUUAUUAAAAUGACAUAGGAACUGGAGAACCUUCUUAGUAUAUUCAGGUCAGUCAUCAAUAUUUUUUAAAUUGGGUUUAUACCAAAUUGGUGCUGAUUUAGCUUUAUAUUUUUACAAAUAAAUAAAAGUUGUUUAAACUCUUCAAAAAUCUUUUCCUAAUACAUCUACUCCACAACUCCAGUAACUUGUGUUUUGUAGCUGUUCUGAUAUGAAAAUAACUGAAUUUAUUAUUAAAGGCACAUUAAACACGCA
Messenger RNA from Bombina bombina (fire-bellied toad), 2967 nucleotides. RefSeq names its product growth factor, augmenter of liver regeneration (gene GFER). The record is from RefSeq and is a predicted model, not a curated record. Gene Ontology annotation, biological process: liver development. Gene Ontology annotation, cellular component: mitochondrion. The coding region runs from base 135 to 686 and encodes 183 amino acids. The transcript is spliced from 3 exons. Gene Ontology annotation, molecular function: flavin-dependent sulfhydryl oxidase activity; flavin adenine dinucleotide binding. Lineage: Eukaryota; Metazoa; Chordata; Amphibia; Anura; Bombinatoridae.